ACCCAACCCCAAACUUCAAUAGUUUGAAACGAGAAGCCAAGCAAGUAAAAUCCAAUCGAAAAGAACAAGAAGGGACAAAGGGAAAAGGAAAAAGAAGAGAAGAUCAGAAAGAAAGCGCUAAGAUGAAGGAUAGGAAAGGAAGAAAAGAGAGCUACCUUAGGGAGAGGAGAGAGGAAGAGAAUAUCAGAAACUAAUGCUACAAAGGAGAUCGAUAGGGAAGAAAGGGGAGCAGAAAGAGAAGAGGUAAAAUAAAAAGAAGGACACUGUCUGAGCAACUUAAUGGUCGCACCUGUCUGGCUGAUAGCGAUCUUUGGCGUACGGCUUAUUUGUCCGCAGGGAGCGCAGUCCAUCUCCGCGGUGGCGUUUACUCUUCUUUGGGUGUAUGUAGCUGUUCGAUCUGUAAUAAGAGAAGGAUGCUCAACAAGAGAUACCCAGGUACUUAACAAGUUAACAGCACCCUUGAUGCACUCUUGCGUUAUCAGAUAUCUGUAGACGACGAGGCAAGACAAGGCGGGAUCAAAGCGAUGUAUGAAUUCUGCAUAGCGUCACUCUUGCCGAGAAGGGACUUAGACAUAGACUCUAGCUCAACCUUCUAUUAGCUUGCUUUAAUGUCCUCACUUAAAACUUGUCACGCUGCGAGGAAAAUGCAUAAACGUCUGGGUCAUCGCUGCCGUGGCAUUGACUCGCUUGGGUAUCUUUGGCCACACAUCCCUCCUUCACAUGAUAACCUCGUUUGCCACAUCCUAAUAAGCAAGAGUUAGCUCGACAUCCAGGAAGUUUACUAUUUGGGGAUACGGUCGACAUACUCUUUUGAGUUCCUUAAACGGC
This is a messenger RNA of Chaetomium strumarium, 828 nucleotides long. RefSeq lists its product as uncharacterized. NCBI's taxonomy places the organism in Eukaryota, Fungi, Ascomycota, Sordariomycetes, Sordariales, Chaetomiaceae. Bases 280 to 492 code for a protein of 70 amino acids. The transcript has a single exon. The record is from RefSeq and is a predicted model, not a curated record.